Messenger RNA from Auxenochlorella protothecoides, 645 nucleotides. RefSeq names its product putative V-type proton ATPase subunit d. Gene Ontology annotation, molecular function: proton-transporting ATPase activity, rotational mechanism. The transcript is spliced from 5 exons. Gene Ontology annotation, biological process: vacuolar acidification; vacuolar transport; proton transmembrane transport. The record is from RefSeq and is a predicted model, not a curated record. NCBI's taxonomy places the organism in Eukaryota, Viridiplantae, Chlorophyta, Trebouxiophyceae, Chlorellales, Chlorellaceae. Gene Ontology annotation, cellular component: proton-transporting V-type ATPase, V0 domain; vacuolar proton-transporting V-type ATPase complex. The coding region runs from base 1 to 645 and encodes 214 amino acids.
AUGUCGACCGCAGAGAUGUGCUUGUUUAACGUCAAGGACGGGUUUCUAGAGGGCGUCGUCCGAGGGUACAAGCUGGGCUUGCUCACCGCUGCCGACUACAACAAUCUGUCCCAGUGCGAAAAUCUGGAAGAUAUCAAGCUGUAUCUGACCGGGACAGAUUAUGCUCAGUACGUCUCCAACGAGGCGGGGCCCCUGCACACAACGACGCUGGUGGAGUGCUGCACGCGGAAGCUGGUGGACGACUGGGAGUACCUGCGUCAGAAUGCUUCCGAGCCUCUGGGCACCUUCCUGGACUACUGCACCUUUGGCCACAUGAUCGACAACAUCGUCCUGAUUGUGACCGGCACACUACAUGAGCGGGACGUGCAGGCGAGUGGAGGGGAGCUGCUGGACAAGUGCAACCCGCUGGGCGUCUUCGAUGCCAUCGCCACCCUGGCCGUCGCCCAGAACAUGCGCGACCUGUACCGCCUCGUCCUGGUGGACACCCCCCUGGCGCCCUACUUCUCCGGUGCGCUUGAUGAAGGGGUGGGGUACUUGGCGGGAAGCUGUGGGGUGCACGCCAGGCGGCUGACUCAAAAGGUUUCCAGCAAGACCCUCAUGGCACCCUCGGCGCUGGAUGCCUCCAUCCCCACAGGAUACGUCUGA